Penicillium manginii is the source of this 369-nucleotide messenger RNA. Its product is annotated as putative C2H2 finger domain protein. The coding region runs from base 1 to 369 and encodes 122 amino acids. The record is from RefSeq and is a predicted model, not a curated record. The transcript has 3 exons. Gene Ontology annotation, molecular function: zinc ion binding; nucleic acid binding. Lineage: Eukaryota; Fungi; Ascomycota; Eurotiomycetes; Eurotiales; Aspergillaceae.
AUGGGAGCUCUCCGCAAAAUCAAGACUAAGCGUCGCACCAGAGACUAUGACCAGGUCAUCGCCGACGUCGACUCGCCGCGCCAUCUCGCCCAGUACAAGGCGAGCAAGGAUCCAGAGGAUCUGCCUGGACUCGGUCGACACUUCUGUGUCGAGUGCUCCAAGUGGUUCGAGAGCGACUACAACUUGAAGGCGCACACCAAGGGCAAGAACCACAAGCGCAGAGUGCGCCUCCUUCAAGAAGAACCUCAUAGCCAGGAACUCGCCGAGGCCGCCGUUGGUCUGGGUGUCGUCGAGAAUUGGAGGGGUCACAUCAAGCGGGCGGACAAUGCGGCCGACAAGACAGCCGACAAGAUGGAGAUGACUGCUUGA